Molecule: messenger RNA, 1224 nt
Organism: Fragaria vesca subsp. vesca
Lineage: Eukaryota; Viridiplantae; Streptophyta; Magnoliopsida; Rosales; Rosaceae
Product: triacylglycerol lipase 2-like
Exons: 9
Coding region: 1-1224 (407 amino acids)
Biological process (GO): lipid metabolic process
Molecular function (GO): hydrolase activity, acting on ester bonds
Source: RefSeq, a predicted model, not a curated record
AUGGCGAACAUUCUUACCUCCAUUAUUACAGUUGUUCUGUUCUGGGGAUUGGCAGUUGGUACUAGAACAAAGCUAUUCUCUGUCGAAGACAGCGUGGUUUCGGCAAUGGCUCCAUCCGGUAGCGAUGGUAUCUGUGCAUCAAUGGUUGUAUCACAAGGCUACCCUUGUGAAGAACAUACAGUAACAACACAAGAUGGCUACAUGCUCGGUAUACAGAGAAUUCCAGCUGGGAAGUCCAGGGAGACUUCCGGGAACAAGGUGCCGGUUCUUCUACAACAUGGACUUCUUAUGGAUGGGAUAACAUGGCUGCUACUACCUCCAGACCAAUCUUUGGCAUUCAUCUUGGCAGAUAAUGGGUAUGAAGUGUGGAUUGCCAAUACCCGUGGAACCAAAUAUAGCCUUGGACAUACAUCACUCACCCCAGAUGAUCCGGCUUAUUGGGAGUGGUCAUGGGAUGAACUGGUCGCUUAUGACCUCCCGGCCGCAUACCAAUAUGUGUAUGAUCAAGCAGGACAGAAGCUUCACUAUGUUGGACAUUCACUGGGAACUUUGAUUGCUCUUGGUGCUUUUUCGGAAGACCAGCUAGUUAACAUGUUGAGAUCAGCUGUCUUACUUAGCCCAAUUGCUCAUGUUGGUCAGAUAACCUCGCCCCUUGCGAAAACUGCUAUUGAAUACUUCAUUGCUGAGGAUUUGUACAAAGCAGGUUAUAGAGAAUUUGAUCCAAAAGGACCAUUGGUAGUCCAAGUUCUUAAGCAAAUCUGUUCGAAACCAGGCGUUGACUGCACAGACUUGUUGACCUCUUUCACAGGCAAGAAUUGCUGCUUAAAUUCAUCCAUAGUGGACAUUUUUCUAGACCACGAGCCUCAGGCAACUUCAAUAAAAAACAUGAUCCACAUCUCUCAGAUGGUAAGAGACGGAAAAGUUGCGAUGUUCGACUACAAUGACAAGGAGGAGAAUCAACAACACUACGGUCAGGACACUCCUCCAGAGUACAAAAUGGCAAGCAUUCCACAUGACGUUCCUCUAUUCCUCAGUUAUGGAGGGGCAGAUGCACUUUCUGAUGUCCAAGAUGUGCAGCUAUUGCUCAACAGCCUCAAAGAUCAUGAUGGAGAUAAGCUUGUGGUUCAGUACAGAGAUGAUUACGCUCAUGCAGAUUUUGUAAUGGGUGAAAAUGCUAAGCAAGAUGUGUAUGAUCCUCUCAUGGGUUUCUUUAAACUUCAAUGA